Messenger RNA from Stereum hirsutum FP-91666 SS1, 930 nucleotides. Its product is annotated as UreD-domain-containing protein. The transcript has 2 exons. The record is from RefSeq and is a predicted model, not a curated record. NCBI's taxonomy places the organism in Eukaryota, Fungi, Basidiomycota, Agaricomycetes, Russulales, Stereaceae. Gene Ontology annotation, molecular function: nickel cation binding. Bases 1 to 930 code for a protein of 309 amino acids.
AUGACUCUACGUGCAUCCGGACCCAAACAAACAGGCGCUGGCACCGGAAAGAUCGUCCUACAUUCUCGAGACCCAGAGGUCGUCUUCUCGGAACUAUCAUGCACAUAUCCUCUGAAGUUACUUGCUCUUCGGUCUGCCGACAAGGGGAUCGCAACGGCUUACAUGGCGUCGUACGGAGGCGGCCUUGUUUGUGGAGAUCAGAUCGCUCUUGAGGUUCAUGUUGGGCAUGAUGCUCGACUUAUGUUGCUUUCUCAGGGUUCUACGAAGGUGUUCAAAACGCGCCCCGGACAGAGAGCAGCAAGCUCGCACAAGACUCAUAUAUCAUCUGCCAGACAGAGAUUGGACGUGCACGUAGCCGACAGAGGCGCCCUCUUCCUCCUCCCAGACCCCGUCACCUGCUUCCAAGCCGCGUCAUACCAUCAACUACAAGCGUUUCAUCUCUCCAAAUUGGCAUCUAUUGUUCUCCUCGACUGGUUCACAUCCGGACGGCGGUCUCGGGGUGAAGAAUGGCAGUUCGCACGAUAUAUGAGCGUGAAUGAGGUUUUUGUGGAUGGGGUACGGGUAGCAAGAGAUGCUACUCUCCUAGAAGGCGAUAGCACAGCUGCGAAUAGCGAUGUCCCGCCACUUCCUCGUCGACUACUCGCAGACCGACUGGCGCCGUACGCUUGCUAUGCGACCGUGAUACUCUACGGACCGUUGGUCGAAGGGCUUGUGAAGGAAUUGGAUGGAAGCUAUGAGAAGAUAUCGGUGUUCAGACAAAGGGAUCCUCCAGGUCUGAUUUGGUCGUUGAGUCCUGUGAAAGGAGAGGAAGGAAGAAUAGUCAGGGUGGCGGGGAAGGAGACGGAAGACGUGAAGGUGUGGUUAAAGCAGGCACUGCAGCCUCUGGAAGAGGUUAUCGGUACGGACAUCUUCAGGCGAGCAUUCGUGUGA